Opisthocomus hoazin is the source of this 824-nucleotide messenger RNA. The record is from RefSeq and is a predicted model, not a curated record. Lineage: Eukaryota; Metazoa; Chordata; Aves; Opisthocomiformes; Opisthocomidae.
AUGAGCCAGCAGUGUGCCCUGGUCCUGUCUGGUUGUGGUGUCUACGAUGGCACAGAAAUCCAUGAGGCCUCAGCCAUACUGGUACAUCUUAGUCGCGGGGGAGCUGAGGUUCAGAUGUAUGCUCCAGAUGUUCCUCAGAUGCAUGUCAUUGACCACAGUAAAGGGCAACCAGCUGAAGCUGAGUCAAGGAAUGUUUUAGUGGAAUCUGCAAGGAUUGCUCGUGGUAAAAUUGCAAGUCUGGCUAAGCUCACUACAGCAGACCAUGAUGCUGUGAUAUUCCCUGGUGGAUUUGGAGCUGCUAAAAACUUAUCUACCUUUGCUGUUGAUGGGAAAGACUGCAAGGUGAAUGGAGAAGUUGAACGUGUCUUGAAAGACUUCCACAAAGCAGGCAAACCGAUUGGUCUUUGCUGCAUUUCACCAGUGCUGGCAGCGAAGGUUCUCUCGGGUGCUGAAGUAACUGUGGGCCAUGAAGAAGAGGAAGGUGGCAAGUGGCCUUACGCUGGGACUGCAGGAGCCAUUAAAGAACUGGGAGGAAAGCACUGUGUGAAAGAAGUAACUGAAGCUCACGUGGAUGCGAAGAACAAGGUGGUGACUACCCCAGCAUUUAUGUGUGAAACAGAAUUACAUAAAAUCUUUGAUGGCAUUGGGGCCAUGGUGAAGAAUGUGCUAAAAUUAACGGGCAAAUAAAAAAACCAGACACGUUUAAAUUUAGAGUGUAGUAUCAAAUAUAAUAUGGACCAAUGGAAACAUUUUCACCUGCUUGUCCUGUUCACAGUGUGGGGAAUGCUGAUACAAAGCUGAUUGAUUCCCAGCUGCAGGGUUUU